AUGCCGAUAGCUACUAUUCAAGAGGUGGAGGUAUUUGACAUGUGGGAGAUUGACUUUAUGGGGCCAUUCGUCAGCUCGUAUGGUAACAAAUACAUACUGGUGGCAGUUGACUAUGUCUCCAAAUGGGUUGAAGAUAUGGCUCUCCCAACCAAUGAGAGCGUUCGCACGGCUGUUGGAAAGUAUGGAGUUCGCCAUAAAGUGACCACACCUUAUCACCCACAGUCGAGCGGGCAAGUUGAAAUGUCAAACCGGGAAAUCAAAAGUGUCCUAACCAAGACAGUGAAUGCGACAAGGACUGAUUGGGCUAAAAAGCUGGAUGAUGCAUUAUGGGCAUACCACACAGCAUUUAAAACUUCAAUCGGUAUGUCACCACAUAAGUUCGUGUUUGGAAAAGCAUGCCACCUUCCGGUGGAGCUUGAGCAUAAAGCCCUUUGGGCACUAUGGCAGUUAAAUUUGGAUAUGGAGACCGCAUGUACCAGUAGAGUUACUAAGUUACAUGAACUCGAGGAAUUCAGGUUCCAUGCAUUUGAGAAUGCAAGAUUGUACAAAGAAAGGAUGAAAAUGAUGCAUGAUAAACUUAUUCUAGAUCAGAACUUCAAACCCUAA
Molecule: messenger RNA, 606 nt
Organism: Nicotiana attenuata
Lineage: Eukaryota; Viridiplantae; Streptophyta; Magnoliopsida; Solanales; Solanaceae
Exons: 2
Coding region: 1-606 (201 amino acids)
Biological process (GO): DNA integration
Molecular function (GO): nucleic acid binding
Source: RefSeq, a predicted model, not a curated record